Yamadazyma jaroonii is the source of this 1476-nucleotide messenger RNA. Lineage: Eukaryota; Fungi; Ascomycota; Pichiomycetes; Serinales; Debaryomycetaceae. The record is from the annotation of a GenBank genome assembly.
AUGAAUACAGCAACAGAAUUAGAAGAGAUGGGAUCGAAAAUUUACAAGGUUAAAUCCGAAGAUCGUGAUCAUACAAUUAGGUUGGAUACUAAUGACUUCAUUAAAGUACCACAACCUUUACCACCAGCACCUGGGUUGAUUCCUAAUCCUACAGAGAAUAUUAUUAAUGUUGACGAAUUAGAAUCUAUAAGUGAGAUCCCUGAACAGCUUAGAAAUAAUGAAUUAAUGACAAUGUCGAAUCCCCCUAAAAAUAAAUGGAGGGUUUAUGCAUUAGGAUUAUGGUUAUUUUCAAUAGGAAUGGCUGACGCCACUCCAGGGGCUGUAUUACCUUAUAUCGAAGAAUACUAUAAUUUGACUUAUACCUUAGUUUCCUUGAUCUGGAUGACAUUUGCUGCAGGGUUCGUAUCAUUUGCAUGUUUAGCACAUAAGAUCCAACCUCUAUUAGGGAGAGAAAAAAGUUUCACCGUUGGGUCGGCAUGUUCCGUCUUGAUGUAUGCUAUUGUUUCAAGCGGGACCAAAUUCCCCGUAAUUUGUGUGGGAUUUUUUUUUGGCGGGGCGGGAUAUGCCGUAGUUAUCAGUCAAAUGAAUGUCUUUUUAACUAAUUUCCAGAAUUCAUCCAAAUACUUGUCAGUAACUCAAUCACUUUAUGGUGUAGGGGCUACUAUUUCGCCAUUAAUUGCCACAUCAUUUGUUAGUGCAGGAAUAAAGUGGAAUUUGUAUUAUGUAAUUUUAGUUGGUUUGAUGGCGAUUACCUCCGUGGUAUUGUAUAUAUCAUUUAAAGGUGCAGAUACUGAUUUGGCACCAUGGGACUUUGACGAAAAUGAUUUGGAAAAUGAAAAGUCUGAAACCCCAACAGAAUUAUUGUUGUUGUCCUUGAAAUCUAAAAUUACUUGGCUUUUAGCUUUCUUUGUGUUCUUUUACCAAGGAUCGGAAGUUGCGUUAGGUGGGUGGAUUGUCACCUAUUUAUUAAAUUAUAGACAUGGAACUCAUAAUGUGGGUUAUGUAGCUUCCGGAUUUUGGGCAGGUUUAACUCUUGGAAGAUUGUGUGUGGCUAGACCAAUGCACAACAUGUUUGGCUUAAGAAGGUCAGUAAUCAUUUGUAGUGUUAUUUCCACUAUUGCUGUAGUAUUAACAUGGGUUGUUCCUAAUAUAAUUGCCGCCGGUGUGUUCGUUUCAAUUUCUGGGGUAUUUAUUGGUCCCAACUAUCCUUUAAUGGUUGCUUACUCAGCGCUUAAAGGUCUCAUUCCUAGAAAAAUUUUGAUCAUCACUUUAACUGUUGUAACGGCUUUUGGGUUUAGUGGGGGUGCGAUUUUUCCAUUUUUGGUGGGGGUCAUAUCCCAGAAGGCGGGAACUUAUGUGGUGUUGCCGAUGUUUAUCGCAUUGUAUUUGUCAAUGUUAAUUCUUUGGCUUUUAGUGCCUAACCAAGAAAGAAUCUUGAAACAACUGACUUUAACUUUUUGGCAAAAAGUCUGGUAG